Molecule: messenger RNA, 1536 nt
Organism: Pestalotiopsis fici W106-1
Lineage: Eukaryota; Fungi; Ascomycota; Sordariomycetes; Amphisphaeriales; Sporocadaceae
Exons: 2
Coding region: 1-1536 (511 amino acids)
Molecular function (GO): flavin adenine dinucleotide binding; acyl-CoA dehydrogenase activity; heme binding
Source: RefSeq, a predicted model, not a curated record
AUGGCCAAGACCUUCUCCCGCGACGAGGUCGCCAAGCACACUACCGAGGACGACGUGUGGUUCAUCAUCGACAGCAAGGUCUACGAUGUCUCCGACUUCCUCGAUGCCCACCCCGGUGGUGAGGCCGUCCUCCGCCAGGUCGCCGGAACCGACGCUACCGUCGCCUUCUACAACCUCCAUCGCCACGAGGUCCUGACCAAGUACGAGAGCCUCGCCAUUGGCACCGUCGAGGGCGAGAAGCCCUCUGUCAUCACUCCCCAGCCCGGUGACCUUAGCACCGUCCCCUACGCCGAGCCCCUCUGGCUCUCCCCCGUCUACAAGAGCCCCUACUACAACGAGUCGCAUCGCCGCCUCCAAAAGGCCAUGCGCGUUUUCCAGGACAAGUACAUUACACCAGAGGCUCAGGCAAGGGAGGCCGAUGGAAAGUACAUCUCGCAGGAGCUCAUUGACCGCAUGUCCAAGGCCGGCAUCCUGCACAUGCGUCUGGGCCCCGGCAAGCACCUGCACGGCGUCAACCUGCUGGACGGUGCCGUCAAGGGCGAGGAGUUUGACUACUUCCACGACAUGAUCCUGGGCCAAGAGGGUUCCCGCGCCAAUGCCCGUGGUUUCCAGGACGGCAACAUGGCCGGAAUGGUCAUCGGUCUGCCCUGCAUCAUGAACUACAUGAAGGACGAGAAGCGCAAGAAGACCAUCAUGGAUGAGGUCUUUAGCGGCAAGAAGAAGAUGUGUCUCGCCAUCACCGAGGCGUUUGCCGGUUCUGAUGUUGCUGGCCUACGGACCACGGCCGUCAAGACCCCUGAUGGCAAGCACUACAUUGUCAAUGGUACCAAGAAGUGGAUCACCAACGGUGUCUUCUCCGACUACUUUGUCACUGGUGUCAAGACGGACAAGGGCCUGAGUGUCCUGCUCAUUGAGCGCGGAGAGGGCGUCGAGACCAAGCUCAUCAAGACCUCCUACUCCACCGUCGCCGGUACCACAUACAUUACAUACGACAAUGUCAAGGUGCCCGUAGAAAACCUGAUUGGCGAGGAGAACAAGGGUAUCUACGUUAUCCUUUCCAACUUUAACCACGAGCGGUGGACCAUGGCCUGCGGUUCCGUUCGCAACAUGAGAACCGUUGUCGAGGAGUGCCUCAAGUGGGCCCACCAGCGCAUCGUCUUUGGCAAGCGCCUCAUUGACCAGCCCGUCAUCCGCCAAAAGCUGGCCAAGAUGAUUGCUCUAGUCGAAUCCCACCAGUCGUGGCUCGAGACCAUCACAUAUCAAAUGUGCAACAUGCCCUACAAGCAGCAGUCGAGGUACCUUGGCGGCCCCAUUGGUCUGCUCAAGAUGUCCACCACGCGGGCUGCCCAUGAGAUUGCCGACGAGUCGGUACAGAUCUUUGGAGGCCGUGGCCUGACCCAGUCGGGCAUGGGUCGCGUCAUUGAAAUGUUCCACCGUACUUACAAGUUCGAUUCCAUUCUCGGUGGCGCCGAGGAGGUUCUCGGUGACCUGGGUGUCAGGCAAGCCAUGAAGGAGAUGCCAAAUGCCAAGCUAUAA